Molecule: messenger RNA, 4457 nt
Organism: Limulus polyphemus (Atlantic horseshoe crab)
Lineage: Eukaryota; Metazoa; Arthropoda; Merostomata; Xiphosura; Limulidae
Gene: Tomosyn
Product: syntaxin-binding protein 5-like
Exons: 23
Coding region: 62-3367 (1101 amino acids)
Biological process (GO): regulation of exocytosis; regulation of protein secretion
Cellular component (GO): plasma membrane; cytoplasm; SNARE complex
Molecular function (GO): syntaxin binding; myosin II binding; GTPase activator activity
Source: RefSeq, a predicted model, not a curated record
UCUAGUAGGAUUUGAAUCUGGUGCUGUGGUGCUGUGGGACCUGAGGAACAGAGCUGCAGAGAUGAGAGUACAGAACACUGAGCCUCUCAAGUCUGUUUCAUGGCAUCAUGAUGGGAAACAGUUUAUGUGUAGCCACACAGAUGGCAGCAUUAGCACUUGGAACCUCAGGACACCGUUAAAACCCACAACAGUCAUGCACCCUCAUGCACAAGCAACAAGCAAAGAGAGUAAAGCUGGACCUUGUAAAACAAUUUAUAAGGUAGAGUGGAAGACAGUCCGGGGAGGAGACUCGUUUGUUAUCUUUUCUGGGGGUUUACCUCACGAGAAAACUGGGAAGACACUUAGCCUAACAGUCAUUCACGGAAAAACAACAACAGUUCUGGAGAUGGAGCACAAUAUUGUAGAUUUUGUUACACUUUGUGAGACACCCUGGCAGAGUGACUUUCAGGAACCUUAUGCUAUAGUGGUGCUUUUAAAUAAUGACCUGGUUGUGGUGGACUUAACUAGUCAAGGGUAUCCCUGUUUCCAGAAUCCUUACCCCAUGGACCUACACGAAUCUCCUGUCACCUUUUGUACGUACUUCGCCGAGUGCCCCACGGACCUUAUCCCAGCUUUUUACUCUGUAGGUUCUAAGGGAAGCAAACGCUCGGGAUUUUCGGAGAAAGAAUGGCCCAUUUGUGGUGGAGAAUGGGGAACGGGGACAGUAAGCUAUCCUGAAAUAAUCAUUACAGGGCAUGCUGAUGGUUCCCUUAAGUUUUGGGAUGCGUCAGCAGUUGCUCUUCAGGUUCUCUACAAGUUGAAAACAUCUAAGGUGUUUGAACGACAAAAAACAAAAAGUGUAGAUGGACAGGAAGAUGACCCUUUUGCUGUGGAACAGAUCUACCUUUGUGUAGAAAGUAGAGUGCUUUGUGUGGCUGGAGCUAGCUCUCACGUGAUUAUGUUCAAGUUUAAUAAACAAGAAAAUACAUCAGAAGUGACAGUUUUAGAAAUACCUAUUAUUUAUGAUAUCGAUGAUGACCCUGAAUGCUCUCCAGAAGCGGAUUGCUCUCCUCGACCAACCCUCGGGGUGGCAUUCCAGCAGGGAUCUUACUCGAGUGCCUCUGAAGAUAGUGCCAAAAAGCAGCCAACUGCAGAAUAUUAUGUGCCAUUGAAAGUGAAAAGUGGCCCCCAGAAGAGGGCUGCUGGAUUUCAAGCUGAGUUAGUUUGUCUUACGCCCUGGGUUGAUGGAGAACCACCUGGUCGUAUCACUGCCUUAAGUGUCAACUCUUCAUAUGGCCUAAUGGCCUACGGAAAUGAAUGUGGCUUGGUUGUAGUUGACAUCGUUCAGCGGAUCUGCUUGUUAAAUAUGGGGACACCAGACCUCUAUGGUUCAUCAGAUCCCUAUCAAAGGGUUCCUCGUUCACCGAAGAAAAAUCCCGUAACAUCUAUGAAUGAUAACGGAUCUUUAGAACAAGACAGAUGUCGUUCGCCCACAUCUGACCAGCUAGCUGGCCCUGUAGUGACAGCAGAACCCCAUUUAACUUUUUCUCAGUCCACCUCAUCUAGUCACGCGGUAAGUUCUAGCCACUCGUCACAGUGUGAUAAUAUUAGCUCCGAGGUUGUAAAUUCAAGUGAUAAUGCAAGGCCAGUGAGGCCUCCUAGAAGGAAAACUAAAAAACUUCAAAACACUGGUCCUAAGUCUUGUAAAGCUGGUGAAGAAAGAGACAUUGAAAAUAAUGAAGUAAUAGAAUCUCCAGAAUUAGAUGCUGUUUGUCAGAAUAAUGUGGAACAAAAGCACGAAACGGGUUUACAAAAUCACCAGCCAGCAUGUGUUACUGCAUCUUCUCCAUUGGGUGAACAAAGUGUUUUCUAUGUCGAUAUCGUGAGCGGUUAUUGUAGCUUGGAAAACAAGAACUCGUCAAUGCGGGAUACAUGCAAUGGAGCCGUUGAUGCAGAAAGUAAAGCAGAAAGUCAAGAACAAAAGGGUUCUCAGAUGAAAAGGGGUAAAAGUCUUUGGAAGCAGAACCCCCUAAAAAAUAUUAAACGAUGUGCCUCUCAGGUUGACAACGUGCCUACUGAUGCAGUGGAUGGUGAGGAAAGUGAAUUGAAGCAGAAGGAGGGGAUGAUGAAAAAAGACAAAAGGAAAACCAGACGAAUAAUAAUUGAUCUACGAUAUGAUGUUGAGACACCUACGUCACCCAUGGUUAAGAUGUUUGACAAGAUCGACAGUUCUUUUUCUCGAUCUCGAAGUUCUAGCAUGUCGAGUCUUGAAAACAUCAGUGCUGAAGCUAUUCAGUGGCUCAGUUUUGCGGAAACAUUUUGCAAAAAAAAUGACUCUAUGACUGGUCGGAGCUUGUGGGUGGGAACCAGUCUUGGUUCUGUUCUCGUCGUUCUCCUCACUCUUCCAGCUAAUGGUGAUAAUCGCCUUACACAACCUGUAAUUGUUUCUCCUAGUGGAACCAUAUACAGGAUGAAAGGGUCCGUUCUUUCUGUGGCAUUUCUUGAUAGCAGUGGUGCUCUUAUUCCAUACCUUUCAGAAUCUUGGAAGGAUAUCAAUCGCAACAAUAACAAAGAAAAGGAUGACAAGAGAAUGAAAGCUCCUGUGAAUAACAGUUCAAAGAACCGAGCCUCUCCAACUUCGUCGUCUUCCGAAGUCAAAGAUAGCCAGUUUGUGGUGAUGGCUUCUGAGAAGCAGGCACGUGUAGUAGCUCUCCCAUCGCAAACGUGCGUGUACAAAGCAAAUCUGACCGACACAUCGUUUGUUGUUCGUGCAGAGGUUAUACCCAUGAAAUCACUCGAUAACGCUUGUCUAGCAUGCUACAUUGGUAAUGGAAAUAUAGUGGUCUAUAGCCUACCUAGUCUUAGGCUACUCUAUGAAGUCGACUUUCUGCCUUUGAUGGACAUGAGGAUUGCCAAGACUUUUUGUUUUAGCAAUAAUGGUCAUGGCUUAUACCUUUGUUCUGCCUCAGAAUUUCAGAAGUUUUCAAUAUCUGCAGCAUUCUGUGAAGUUCUUCAGGAUAUGCUUGGCACUUUAUUUCUAACGAAAGACAUGCCUGAGCCUCCUAAACAAGGCUUCUUCAAGGGAUUGUUUGGUGGAGGACCAAGUUUGCUUGAUAGAGAGGAGUUAUUUGGAGAAGCUAGUGGCAAGGCGUCGAAGAGUGUGGCACGUCAUAUUCCAGGGAACAGCAACCUGGAACAUGUCAAGGGACAAGCAGGAUCAUUAGCCGGAGAAUUAGCACGUGCUCGACAGGGCCUGACUGAGAGAGGAGAGGCUCUUGGUCUUCUAGAAGAACGUACAGCGAAGAUGAUGAGUGAAGCCGAAGUGUUCUCCAAUACGACCCACAACCUGUUAUUACGAUACAAAGACAAGAAAUGGUACCAGUUCUGACUUGGAUGUGACGAACUUAUUAAUGUGUUAACCUGAAAAGACGUGUUAAUAGGUCCUCGCUGGCAGGCAGAGUUCCAGCCUUCUCUGUGUAUCUCUGUGUUUAUGUUUGUGUGUGUAUGUGUGUGUGUUGGUUUUUGGUACAUUUACUGGUGUAACUUGGAAACCACUUCCACUGUCCUAAUCACCAUUUUACCACAGAAAUAAGGGGAAAUGUGUAUAAAUAUAUAAAUAAAUACAUAUAUAUAUAUAUAUAUUAAAUUUAAAAGAGAAAAAGAGGGUUUCUGAUUCUUGUCAGAGUUGCCUCGUACUUGUAUUAAAGGGCAAGUUGUUGAUGUAUCGAUGAGAAUCUAGUCUCCGUUACUGUCUUCUUAUCACUUUGGUGUGUAAAUGGUGUGAAAAGCUAUCUCCUGUUAACAAACAUUAAAGUUACUAUGUUUUUUUGUUGAGUAGAGUUGGGAUAACGUAGCUUUUCUUCCAACUAAUAUGUAUGCACAUAAGAGUGAAAUUUGAAAUCUCAUUGAACAUCGUACUUAGAGCUGUUACUUAGAAACAAUGAUGUGCCACAUACCUCCCCCUUCUCCCUUUGCUUUCCAACACUUGGGCAAUGUUUGUUAACGAAUAAAAUCGUAGAAUUUGAAACUAGUGUAAUAAUGUGUAGCUACUUUUGGACAAAGGACUUCAUAUGAACAGAGAAUGAUAAUGACUUUAGAAACGGUGGUGAGCUGCCAAGGACUGGCUUGUCAGAGUGUGCAAGUUGGUAUUUUAUGUGGUUGUACUUUGCGCUCGGCCCUAAAUGUACUUAUCUUUAUGGGCAAAACUCUUUUAAGAGUUUUCAGUGUGUGAUUUGUAAGAAAAGUGAAGAGGAAUUAGAAGAAUUUUACAAAUUUAGUAGUGACUAACCCAAGCUCUUUCACUCUGGGGGAUUGCUCCCAGUUGAUUAUCUAUUGUGAAUUAAAAUGUGUGGCAGGGAAAUAAAGGGGAUUAUAUCUUUGGUGCUUUUUUUUUUCUGUCAAAAUAGCUUAUCAAAUAGUCACUUUUAUGUGGUACUAUCCCCAUUUACGAAUCUGUGAAAAAAAAAAAAAAUGUAAAU